UAAUGAGAGUGCCCAUUUAAAUAGUAGCUCCCACCUUCCUAUAUUUUUUUUCUCUGGUGUCUUCCAAAAGUAAAAACAUGUCAACUUUAUGAUGGAAACAUAAAGUAGACAUAUUGUAUAUGUGAAUCAAAAUAUAAUGUAUCUGUUAUGUCUAUUUUCCUUAUAAGCAGAGAGUUUCAAAGUUAGAAAAAUGCUAAAUAUUCAAAUUUUUCAUCAAAUUUUGGAAUUUGUCACGAAGAAAUGAUGCAAGUAUCGACAAAAUGUUACCACUAACAUAACGUAGAAUAUGUCACGAAAGAACAAUCUUGGAAUCAAAUUCAUAAGAACAAGCAUCCCAGAGUUAUUAAUGCUUAAAGUGACAGUGGUCAGAGUUGCAAAAAAUGCUCUGGUCCUUAAGGUCAAAAAUGGGCUCGGUCCUCAAGGGGUUAAACAGUGCAUAAACUGUCAAAAUCAAUACGUUGUCAAUAAAGAUGUUGUAUUGCGAAAAAAAAAAACUAGUGUUAUUCUAUACGAUUCGCUCCACCCAGACACAUUUUAUCCAAUGGAAACUUGCGGCUACCUUAUUGGGUCACGAGCAGUCCCUCCUUUCUGAGUAACCCCGCCCCUUCCAGAUUCCCACUGCAACUACGUUGGGCUAAUUUUUAUGUUUAUGCCACGCUGGCCCCGCCCUGUCGGCGACGUCACUGCUUGAGCCCGGUUAUUGUUGCAGGCCUCACGAAGUGGACCUAAGAGGGGAGCAAGGCGUCCGCCGUCCCGUGUGUGACCGAACCGGGAAGCGGAGGCCGUGAGGUCCGGCUGGGAAAUGGCGGCGGUGCCUUCCAGGCGCUCCCAGCAGCAGCAGCAACAACAAGUGUCCGGAACAGCAGGGCAGCAGCCUACACCGUCCUCCUCUCCUCCUCCCGCAGCCUCACCGCCGCCGCUCUCCCUAGAGUCCCCUCCUCAUAGCCCGGAGAUGCCUCCAGCUUCUCUGCGCCAGGGCCCGGAUUCUCAGCCUGAGGGAGAAGCGGCUCCUCUGCCGGGGUUCCUGCCUAGGCCUCUCUCUCCUCCUCCGGGGGAAGUCGCUGCCAUGUUGUCCCCGAGCUCGUCGUCUCUUCCUGCGGCCCCGGCACCCAGCUCCGGGAGCAGCAGCAGCUCGUCUUCAUCCAGCAACAGCCUGUCCUCCGGGGGCAGUCCGCCCGAGAGCCCCGACAACGGCGCCGUGGGAGGAGGUGCGGGCCCCGGGGGGCCACUGAGUGCGGUGAGCGGAGCCUUCCGAGAACUGUUCGAGGCGUGCAGGAACGGAGACGUGUCCCGGGUGCGGAAACUGCUGGAGCCCGGGAAUGUCAAUGCCAAGGACAUGGCAGGAAGGAAGUCUACCCCCCUCCACUUCGCAGCAGGGUUUGGAAGAAAAGAUGUUGUGGAGCACCUGCUGCAGACGGGAGCGAAUGUUCAUGCUAGAGACGAUGGCGGUCUUAUUCCCCUGCACAAUGCUUGUUCCUUUGGUCAUGCUGAAGUUGUGACCCUUCUGCUAUGCCAGGGUGCAGACCCCAAUGCCAGAGACAAUUGGAACUACACUCCUCUACAUGAAGCAGCAAUUAAAGGAAAGAUAGAUGUUUGUAUAGUAUUGCUGCAGCACGGCGCUGAUCCCAGCAUUCGGAACACCGAUGGCAAAUCAGCCCUGGACCUGGCUGAUCCUUCAGCAAAAGCUGUCCUUACUGGUGAAUACAAAAAGGACGAACUCCUGGAAGCUGCCAGGAGUGGGAAUGAGGAAAAACUCAUGGCUCUGCUCACCCCUUUAAAUGUGAAUUGCCAUGCCAGUGAUGGACGCAAGUCUACACCAUUACACUUGGCAGCAGGAUACAAUAGAGUCCAAAUUGUCCAACUGCUCCUACAACAUGGCGCUGAUGUGCAUGCAAAGGAUAAAGGCGGGCUUGUGCCUCUGCAUAAUGCUUGUUCCUAUGGACACUUUGAAGUUACAGAAUUAUUACUUAAGCACGGAGCUUGUGUCAAUGCCAUGGAUCUCUGGCAGUUUACACCAUUACAUGAGGCUGCAUCAAAGAAUCGGGUUGAAGUUUGCUCCUUGCUGCUGAGUCAUGGUGCAGACCCAACACUAGUCAAUUGCCAUGGGAAAAGUGCAGUGGACAUGGCUCCUACGCCAGAACUCAAAGAAAGAUUAACCUAUGAAUUCAAAGGACAUUCUUUGCUGCAAGCUGCCAGGGAGGCAGACCUGGCCAAAGUGAAGAAGACACUUGCUUUGGAGAUCAUCAAUUUUAAGCAGCCGCAGUCACACGAGACUGCACUGCACUGUGCAGUGGCCUCUCUCCAUCCAAAAAGGAAGCAGAUAACGGAGUUGUUGCUCCGGAAGGGAGCCAGUGUCAAUGAGAAGAACAAAGAUUUCAUGACACCUUUACAUGUAGCUGCUGAAAGAGCGCACAACGAUGUAGUUGAAGUUCUGCAUAAACAUGGAGCAAAGAUGAAUGCCCUGGACACACUUGGGCAAACUGCACUGCAUAGAGCUGCACUGGGAGGUCACCUGCAGACAUGUCGCCUUCUGUUGAGCUUUGGCUCGGAUGCAUCAAUCAUCUCUCUGCAAGGCUUUACUGCAGCACAGAUGGGAAAUGAAGCUGUGCAGCAAAUUCUAAGUGAAAGCACACCAGCCCGCACUUCUGAUGUGGAUUACAGACUGCUUGAAGCAUCAAAAGCAGGUGACCUGGAUACUGUAAAGCAGCUGUGCAGCCCCCAGAAUGUAAAUUGCAGAGAUCUUGAAGGCCGUCAUUCGACUCCAUUACACUUUGCUGCUGGUUAUAACCGUGUUUCUGUUGUGGAAUAUUUGCUACAUCAUGGUGCUGACGUACAUGCCAAAGAUAAGGGUGGCUUAGUCCCUCUACACAAUGCCUGCUCCUAUGGACACUAUGAAGUUGCAGAGUUGUUAGUGAGGCAUGGUGCCUCUGUAAAUGUUGCAGAUCUCUGGAAAUUUACUCCACUACAUGAAGCAGCUGCUAAAGGAAAAUAUGAGAUCUGCAAACUGUUAUUAAAGCACGGAGCAGAUCCAACCAAGAAAAACAGAGAUGGCAACACACCUCUGGAUUUGGUAAAAGAUGGGGACACAGACAUACAAGAUUUAUUACGAGGCGAUGCUGCUCUGCUCGACGCUGCUAAAAAAGGAUGUUUAGCAAGAGUACAAAAGCUUUGCACACAAGAAAACAUCAACUGCAGGGACACUCAAGGGAGAAACUCCACCCCUCUGCAUCUAGCAGCUGGUUACAACAACCUUGAGGUGGCUGAAUAUCUCCUAGAGCAUGGUGCCGAUGUAAAUGCACAGGAUAAAGGAGGUCUUAUUCCCUUACACAAUGCAGCAUCAUAUGGGCAUGUUGACAUUGCAGCAUUAUUGAUAAAGUACAACACUUGUGUGAAUGCCACUGAUAAAUGGGCAUUCACCCCCCUACAUGAGGCAGCCCAGAAAGGAAGAACACAGUUGUGUGCUCUGCUAUUAGCUCAUGGUGCAGAUCCCACAAUGAAGAACCAGGAAAGCCAAACGCCGCUAGAUUUAGCUACAGCUGAUGAUAUUCGAGCUCUGCUAAUAGAUGCAAUGCCUCCUGAGGCUUUACCCAGCUGCUUUAAACCUCAAGCUACAGUCGUCAGUGCCUCAAUAAUUUCACCAGCAUCUACACCCUCCUGUCUGUCCGCUGCCAGCAGCAUUGAUAAUCUAACUGGUCCCUUGGCUGAUCUUGCUGCAGGAGGAUCUUCAAAUGCUGGUGAUGGAGCUGCAGGGACAGAAAGAAAAGAAGGUGAAGUCGCAGGUCUUGACAUGAACAUCAAUCAGUUUCUGAAAAGCCUGGGUCUAGAACACCUUCGGGAUAUCUUUGAAACUGAACAGAUCACAUUAGAUGUGCUGGCAGACAUGGGACAUGAAGAGCUGAAGGAGAUUGGAAUUAAUGCUUAUGGUCAUCGGCACAAGUUAAUCAAAGGGGUUGAGAGACUUUUGGGGGGCCAACAAGGAACCAAUCCUUAUUUGACUUUUCACUGUGUAAGCCAAGGCACUGUUCUCUUGGAUCUUGCUUCAGAUGAUAAAGAAUAUCAGUCCGUCGAGGAAGAGAUGCAAAACUCUAUCCGUGAACACAGAGAUGGGGGCAAUGCUGGUGGGGUUUUCAACCGCUACAAUGUGAUCAGGAUUCAGAAGGUUGUAAAUAAAAAACUCAGAGAAAGAUUCUGUCACCGCCAAAAGGAAGUAUCUGAAGAAAACCAUAAUCACCACAAUGAACGAAUGUUGUUCCACGGUUCUCCCUUUAUCAAUGCAAUCAUUCACAAAGGCUUUGAUGAACGACAUGCUUACAUUGGAGGCAUGUUUGGUGCUGGCAUCUAUUUUGCUGAAAAUUCUUCAAAAAGCAAUCAGUAUGUCUAUGGCAUAGGGGGAGGAACUGGGUGCCCGACACACAAGGAUAGAUCCUGUUAUAUUUGUCACAGACAAAUGUUGUUUUGUAGAGUGACACUUGGAAAAUCUUUCCUGCAAUUUAGCACUAUGAAGAUGGCACAUGCCCCUCCAGGUCAUCAUUCUGUUAUUGGCAGGCCUAGUGUAAAUGGACUAGCAUAUGCAGAAUAUGUAAUCUACAGAGGAGAACAGGCUUACCCAGAAUAUCUCAUCACAUACCAGAUUGUGAAGCCAGAAGCUCCCUUACAAGCUGCCACAACAGCAGAGCAAAAAACCUAGUUGAUUUCUAAGGACUCAUUAAAAUGAACAGCUACAACAGAGUGACUCUAAGAGACUGGAUAAAAGUGUUAUAUUGAUGGUGGAUGCACUCCCACUGGCUACUGUUCCUUUAAUGAAGAUGUUUACAAGGAGCUGCCUUUUUAAUAACGUUUCUCAGGCUCAUUUUUAGUAGGUCAUCCAAGGCAAACCACGUAUUUGCAAAAUAUUAUAAUUUGAGAUGUUAGCAGCAUUAUACUAUGUGUUGCCACAUCAUUUCCAAAUCUGUUUGAGUGUUACAUGUAUGUGUAAUGUUUCUGUGAUUAUUUUAAAGGUUACCUGUCAAUUGCUUUUAUGCCUAUAGCACCACUGUCUUAUACUGUAGUUGAUUAGUGUUCUAAGCAUGUGCCUCUAAUAUAUUAUUAGUUGUUGCAUUCUUUGAUCACAUGUGCUGUAUGUAAAUCGGCUAAUAGCAGUCGUGGAAAUCAUGCUGCAUGGCGCUUUCCCUAGGAACAGCUAUUUUGGCUUGAUUAAUGUCCCUGAGACCAGGCAUUAUUAUCACAAGCCUGCUCUAAAUCUAACACAUGUGGCAAAGAAUUAGAAUGCAACUGCACACGUUUGGGACUUAGAGGAUGUGAUGAUGUAUUCUUUCCCUUAGGGCCACCAAACAAGCCAGAAUGGGUAUGUUUAGAAAUGUGACUUUUCAGCCAAUCGACUUCACCUCCAUGACUGAGACAAGGUAAAUUACAUCCAGCGUGUGGUCACAGUUAUUCUUCUAGAUAAUGCAUCAACUAAUAACAUGCUAUAUGUAGGGACAUGUUUAGAAAGCUAAAAGCCUACUAUAUGUAGGGAGAUGUUUAAAAAAAAAAGCUAGAAGACUACUGUAAAAGGCAAUGGUAGUGCUUUAGGGACAUAAGUUACUUACAGGUGUUCAUUAAUAUACAGUCAUCUUAAGGUCCUUGCUAUUUAUUUGUUUUUAUAUGUGUUUAUAAAUACACUAAAGUGAGCUGAAAUCUUAAAACAUUAUUUUCUUUUCCUUUGCACAAAGGUGAGUUCAUAAACAAUGCAAUAUUUACUUGGAACAAGUCAGAAUAUUUGAUAAAUGUCUUUUAAUAUAUUUGCACUUUUAUGAAUAACUAUAUUGUCUACAUAUGAAGGAGGAACAAAGAGGCAUAAAACACUAAAGCAGCUAAAAUUUUCUCUAAGAUGGAUAUACAGGAAAGUAAAAACAUUACCAAAGCCAAACUUGCUACAUACCAACACAGAGAUGCAUAUAUUUAAAUGGGUUAUGUAGGAUUUGUUUAGUUAUUCCCUUUCCUCAGGAUAGGCCAUCAAUAUUAUAUUGUUGAGGGUGUGACCUUGUGUUUGAGGAGGCCAUUGUUAACAUCAGAUUUUACUGUGGUUUUUACUAAAACAUGCAAUAUUUUUCAUAAUAGCCGUAAUGAUACCAAACACAGCCAAUACUAAAAAUGACAGCAAAACACAGUUUUAACCAAGGUAAACAAAGACAAGGCUUCGUACAGUUGAUCACCGUGGUUGCAGAAAGUUGGACCCCCUCUGAUAUAAAAUUAAUGGCCUAAAAGUGCAUUAAAGAGUUAUUCCAGCUUCUGAAAAUAAAGCUUAGUCAUUGUAUUAUGAAAAGAUGAAAGGGGUAUUCCGGUGGAAGCCUUUUUUUUAUAUAUUUAUUUAUUUAUUUAUUUUUUAA
This is a messenger RNA of Hyla sarda, 6368 nucleotides long. RefSeq names its product tankyrase (gene TNKS). NCBI's taxonomy places the organism in Eukaryota, Metazoa, Chordata, Amphibia, Anura, Hylidae. Bases 803 to 4687 code for a protein of 1294 amino acids. The transcript has 27 exons. Gene Ontology annotation, molecular function: NAD+ poly-ADP-ribosyltransferase activity; protein binding. The record is from RefSeq and is a predicted model, not a curated record. Gene Ontology annotation, cellular component: cytoplasm; nucleus.